Molecule: messenger RNA, 2126 nt
Organism: Pogoniulus pusillus (Red-fronted tinkerbird)
Lineage: Eukaryota; Metazoa; Chordata; Aves; Piciformes; Lybiidae
Gene: TBX15
Product: T-box transcription factor 15
Exons: 10
Coding region: 1-1809 (602 amino acids)
Biological process (GO): cell fate specification; positive regulation of DNA-templated transcription; regulation of transcription by RNA polymerase II
Cellular component (GO): nucleus
Molecular function (GO): DNA-binding transcription factor activity, RNA polymerase II-specific; RNA polymerase II cis-regulatory region sequence-specific DNA binding
Source: RefSeq, a predicted model, not a curated record
AUGAGCGAGAGGAGAAGAUCGGCGGUGGCCCUCAGCUCCCGAGCCCACGCUUUCUCGGUGGAAGCCUUGAUCGGGACAAAUAAAAAGAGGAAACUGCGAGACUGGGAGGACAAGGGGCUGGAUUUGUCCAUGGAAAGCCUCAGCCCCAAUGGCCAGCUAGGGGACAAUGAAGACCCGACUCAAUCAGGCAUACAGCCACACCCAGACUCAGAGCAGAGCACUGGAUCAGACACAGAAGUGCUGGCAGAGAGGACGUCCUGCUCAUUUGGCUCCCAUUCUGACCUUACAUCUGGUGGCUCAGGCCCUCAGGCUCCUCCAGCCUCAUCCAUGGAAGAGAUCCAGGUAGAGCUGCAGUGUGCCGACCUCUGGAAACGCUUCCAUGACAUUGGGACAGAGAUGAUCAUCACAAAAGCAGGCAGGAGAAUGUUUCCAGCCAUGAGAGUGAAAAUCACAGGCUUGGAUCCCCACCAGCAGUAUUAUAUUGCCAUGGACAUUGUGCCUGUAGAUAACAAGAGAUACAGGUAUGUGUACCACAGCUCCAAGUGGAUGGUGGCUGGCAAUGCCGACUCCCCAGUGCCCCCAAGGGUUUACAUCCACCCUGACUCGCUGGCUUCUGGAGACACCUGGAUGAGGCAGGUGGUCAGCUUUGACAAACUCAAGCUGACCAACAAUGAGCUUGAUGAUCAAGGCCACAUAAUCCUGCACUCCAUGCACAAGUACCAGCCCCGUGUUCACGUCAUCCGCAAGGACUUCAGCAGCGACCUGUCUCCUACAAAGCCAGUUCCUUCAGGAGAUGGGGUGAAAACCUUCAACUUCCCUGAGACUGUCUUCACCACAGUGACAGCCUACCAAAACCAACAGAUCACCAGAUUAAAAAUUGACAGAAAUCCAUUUGCUAAAGGGUUCAGAGACUCUGGGAGAAACAGGACAGGGCUGGAGGCCAUUAUGGAGACCUAUGCGUUCUGGAGGCCCCCCGUGCGCACUCUCACCUUCGAGGACUUCACCACCAUGCAGAAGCAGCAAGGAGGCAGCACAGGCACCUCCCCAACCACCUCCAGCACAGGGACUCCAUCACCCUCUGCUUCCUCUCACCUCCUCUCUCCAUCCUGCUCCCCUCCAGCCUUCCAUCUGGCCCCCAACACUUUCAACGUUGGCUGCCGGGAGAGUCAGCUGUGCAAUCUCAACCUGUCUGAUUAUCCUCCAUGUGCCAGAAGCAACAUGGCUGCCUUGCAGAGCUACCCAGGGCUGAGUGAUGGUGCCUACAACCGGCUGCAGAGCGGCACUGCGUCGGCCUCGCAGUCCUCCGAAACCUUCAUGCCCCAGAGGACUCCAUCCCUGAUCUCAGGAAUGCCAACUGCUUCCUCCCUGCCCAGCAACAGCAAGAUGGAGGCAUACAGUGGCCAGCUGGGGUCCUUCCCCAGCUCCCAGUUUCAGUAUGUCAUGCAAGCUGGCAACCCUGCCUCCACGUCCUCCUCUCCACACAUGUUUGGCAGCGGGCACAUGCAGCAGAGCUCCUACAAUGCCUUCUCCCUGCACAACCCCUACAACCUCUAUGGAUACAAUUUCCCUGCUUCCCCCAGGCUGGCAGCGAGCCCGGAGAAACUCACCACCUCCCAAAGCACUUUACUCUGCUCUUCCCCUUCCAGCGGGGCCUUUGGAGAGAGGCAGUACCUUUCCACAGGGAUGGAUCACGGGAUGCACAUGAUCAGCCCUCCCUCCAGCAACCAGCAGACAGCCAAUGCCUGCGACAACAGACAGUACGGGGGCGUUCAGGGCUCCUCCUCACAGAUGUCUGUGCACAUGGUCUAACAAGCCAAGCUCUCCUUGGACAUCGAAGGUCGCAGGGCCUUCAUCAUUUCCAGGGGGAAACUCAUCCCAGUACCUUUUUGCCUUCAACCUUAUAGUGGAACUAGUAUUGUAAUGAUCAGUAAGAACACAAGCCAGCUCGGUGUGCACAGCAGAACCUUGUGGAAAGCCUCGACUGACUGCCGCUGCAGCUUGUCGUAGCCCAGGGCCUCUGGACCCAGCACAGAGGGUCUGCUUGUUCUGGACAUUGCAGAGAGAAGGGCGUGACUUCAGUGAGAAGCUGGACAUGAGCAGCUGAAUGUUGGGAGGAAGUUCUUCAC